This is a messenger RNA of Ricinus communis (castor bean), 1052 nucleotides long. RefSeq lists its product as uncharacterized. Lineage: Eukaryota; Viridiplantae; Streptophyta; Magnoliopsida; Malpighiales; Euphorbiaceae. The coding region runs from base 69 to 668 and encodes 199 amino acids. The record is from RefSeq and is a predicted model, not a curated record. The transcript has a single exon.
GAUCAUUUCUCAUUCCCCAUUUUCCCAAAAGAGGCGAAGAAAAAGGAAAACACCUAGCUACCUUAUUAAUGGAAACUUAUUCAACUGCCUCUUCUUCUUCUUCAUCUUCUCCAAUGUACCUAUCGAAAUACCCACAAGAGGGGAACAGUCUAAAAGCAUCACAAUCCUUCCAUUCAUCACUCCAUUCGGUUCGUAAGCCUUACCAGGUGAAGCCAUGGAAGAAACCGAUAGCACCAUUGCCACCGACUCCACCAAGAGUAUAUAAAGUAGACCCUAUAAACUUCAGGGACCUUGUUCAAAAGCUUACUGGGGCACCUGACCCGUCAGAGUCCCAGGGGAACAACCAGCAGCAGCGGCUCCAACGAGUGGCGCCUCCUCCACUUGAUCUUGAUAAAAAACCUGCAUUAUUUAGCAGAGAGUUUGCGACAGUAUCAGCAGCACCACUGGAGCUCCUUCCUUCCCCCGUGAAUACCCCAUUUUCUGCUUUGUAUCAGGAGUUGAUGUCUGAUACAUUACCUGAUUCAAAACCAAGGAAGGUUUCAGACAGUGUGAUGGCUUCGAGUUGUCUCGAAUUUAAUCUUCUGUCUCCAUCCACUCACAAUUGGUGUUCUUUUCCUCUUCUCAGUCCAGGAACACUUUCAAGUUUGGAGCAAAGCACAGUCCUUUAGUUCUUCCAUAACUUUCAACAUCCAAACGUUCUUGCACCAGCUACUAUAUAUAUAUAUAUAUAUAUAUAUAUAUAUAUGUUGAAGGAGCUCUAUUUCCUCUUUGCUCAAGCUUGCAAGGGAUGAAGAAAGACGCAUAACAGCUGUAGAUCACAGCUAUAAACUAGCUAGCUUACGAAUGUGAAGUAACGUAUAAAAAGUAUUAGCAUCUAGGAAUUCUCAUUUUUCAGGUUUUGUUUCUCCCCUUUAGUACUGCAUUAGGAAAAAAGAAAUGUAUAAUGCACCAGCAAUGCUUUUGGCUUGACAUGUAGAGCCUAUAGAUUAUUGCAUGAAAUUGCUGGUGAAGAAGAUGAAUGUAAAGAAAAUAAAUUGCCCGUUUCUCUGCAA